GGGCGGAGCGCGCGGCCGGCGGGGCGCUCAGGGGUUGCGGCUGCUCGGCGCCGCUGGAUGGGCAGAAGCGCUUCGGCCGCUCGGGGGUCACUGACUGUGGCAUCGUGACAGCCGCCGGCGGAGAUGGCGAAGGCCGAGAUCCCCGCGGCAGCCCCGCGGCUCUUCACGUGGGACGAGAUCCAGCUGCGAUCGGGCAGGGCGCCGGAGCGGUGGCUGGUGAUCGACAGGAAAGUCUACGACAUCAGCCAGUUCCACAAGCGGCACCCAGGGGGCUCCCGCGUGAUCAGCCACUAUGCGGGGCAGGACGCCACGGAUCCCUUCACAGCAUUCCACCUGGACAAGAUUCUAGUAAGAAAGUACAUGAAGCCCUUGCUCAUUGGGGAGCUUGCAGCAGAUCAGCCCAGCUUUGAACCCAGCAAAAAUAAACUGCAUGUAGAUGAUUUUCGUGAGCUCCGUGCUACCGUUGAGAAGAUGGGACUUCUGGAUCCCAACCGCCUCUUUUUCUUCCUGUACCUCAUGCACAUCUUGCUGCUGGAUGUGGCAGCUUGGCUCAACCUCUGGUACUUUGGACCAUCCUUGGUGCCUUUCCUCUUCUCUGGAUUGCUGCUUGGCACUGUACAGGCACAAGCUGGCUGGCUGCAGCAUGAUUUGGGACACCUUUCGGUCUUUGGCAAAUCUAAGUGGAACCACUGGGUUCACAAAUUUGUGAUUGGACACCUGAAGGGGGCACCAGCUAGCUGGUGGAAUCACUGGCAUUUCCAGCACCAUGCUAAACCUAACUGUUUCCGCAAGGACCCUGAUCUCAAUAUGCAUCCUUUGCUUUUUGCACUGGGAAAGAAACUCUCUGUAGAGCUUGGUGUAAAGAAAAAGAAGUACAUGCCUUAUAAUCACCAGCAUAAAUACUUCUUUAUCCUUGGACCACCAGCUCUGGUGCCUUUCUACCUGCAGUGGUACAUCUUCUACUUUGUUGUCCAGCGCAAACAAUGGGCGGAUCUGGCCUGGAUGGUGACUUUCUACAUCCGUUUCUUUUUGACUUACUCAUACCUACUGGAACUGAAGGGUCUCCUUGGUCUCUUCUUUCUACUCAGAUUUAUAGAGAGUCACUGGUUUGUCUGGGUGACACAAAUGAACCACAUCCCAAUGAACAUUGAUUAUGACAAGAAUGUUGACUGGCUUUCAACCCAGCUCCAGGCAACAUGCAACGUAGACCAGUCCCUGUUCAACGACUGGUUCAGUGGGCACCUCAACUUCCAAAUUGAGCACCACCUUUUCCCCACCAUGCCUCGACACAACUUCCACAAGGUGACCCCCUUGGUGAAGUCCCUAUGCGCAAAGCACGGCAUCGAGUACCAGUCCAAGCCUCUGCUCACAGCCUUUGCAGACAUUGUACAUUCUCUGAAGGAUUCAGGAGAGCUCUGGCUCGAUGCGUACUUGCAUCAGUAAGAAGCAGCUGGCAUCUCUCACCCUUGCUGCCUCCUGCCAUUGGCAUCUUGAAGAGCGCAGAGGCCUGGCUUAAUCAACUGGCUGAGCUGGCAGCUGGCUGAGCUGAAUGCUGGGACUGAGUAUGAUGUUUCAAGAAGUCUUGUUCCUUCCUCUUCCCUCAUGCACCUCACUCUCCUCCUUUCUGCUCUUGAAGAUACUGCAACCUUUCCAGAUGUGCACGUUCACCAGGGAGAACUCUUCAGGACCAGGAAACGAUGCUCAUUUCUUUGCCGCCAUUUCACUUGCUUUGUAUGUAGAAGGGAAAUCUUACGUAGGGAUCUCUUAAGGCUUCUGUCGCCCUGGGGUUGAGCUUGCCUGGCUCCCUCCUAGAGUAAACAAGGACCGAGGAUGUGGAUGUAGUCUGAUGAGCGAGGUGGAGAGGAGAAGGCCUAGGGAAGGAGAAGAAAAUGCAGGAUCUGAGGAGCUGUUGGGAGAAAGAUUAGGACACGAAAGCUUGAAGUUGGGAAAUGAGGCAUAGCCAGGAUUAGAGAAGACAACAGAUGCCAAACUGCUGUGCAGGUGAUUGUGAGAAGAGAGCAGCCAAAUACUGAUACAGGCACACAUUCCAGGGCCAGGCUAGAGAGUGGCCAGCCUAUCUUAACUACAGAAAGCAGUCUGGGCUAGGCUUUCUGAGCUCAGGAGUCCAAGACAUUCCUGGGUGUACUUUUCACAAAGACAAAAAAGUGCCUUAAUUACAGCCAUGGCACUACGACCACUCCACAGGGCCAUAUUUUGAAAGGGGGAUAAUGAAUGUCUGGUCUGGCUAUUGCUCAAACUUCCAGAGGCAAAUUGGGAGUACGAAGACGCCCAAGUCUCUCAGCUUAGCUACUGAUAUGCCUCAAGAACAAAUAGUAUAUACUUUCACACAACUGGAACUGCACUCUUUCUGUAUUGCUCAGUUGCUAAGGGCUGUUUCUAGAUCACAUACCUGAUUACACUAAUUCUGUUCCACAAACAGGACUAAACCUCUGGGGUGUUUGCUGCUACAACAGAGGGGGUGACAGCAACUAAAGCACAAGUCCAGAGCAGGCAUUCUCAAAGUUGUCAUAGUCUUUCCUUGUCUCUAAAUCAGCCUUUCUCAACCUGUGGGUCCCCAGAUGUUGUUGAACUGCAACUCCCAUCACCCCUAGCUAGCAAGACCAGAGCUCAGGGAUGAUGGGAGUUGUAGUCCAACAACAUCUGGGGACCCACAGGUUGAGAACCGCUGCAAUUGAGAAUGAGGGGAAGAAGGGUUUGAAUUUUCUCAUGCUUAUUUCACCUGGUGUCUGAUUAGAGUUUGGAUUUGAUAUCCCGCUUUAUCACUACCCGAAGGAGUCUCAAAGCAAGCUAACAUUCUCCUUUCCCUUCCUCCCCCACAACAAACACUCUGUGAGGUGAGCGGGGCUGAGAGACUUCAGAGAAGUGUGACUGGCCCAAGGUCACCCAGCAGCUGCAUGUGGAGGAGCGGAGAUGCGAACCCGGUUCACCAGAUUACGAGUCUACUGCUCUUAACCACUAUACCACACUGGCUCUCUUAGUUGUACAAUUAGUUUUUAUGGGGGAAAAGUCACCAUGAGGUGUCUGUAAUUCCUUCAUGGCUUCUUAUUCACACAGAUGUCUUCCCUUAUGGUGAAACUGGGAAGCAUAGCCUUGGGGCAUUUUGGCUACUGAAAACAAAUGGCAGUUCAUGGUGACAUUGGUCCCCCCCCAGACAAUUCGAGUGUUAUCAACUUUGUCUAACAGCUAAGAGAUGCAUCUGCUGGAUCAUUCUGUACUUCCUGUUCCAAAGGCAGAUAGUAGGAAGGUUGAGACCCAAGUUGCUGCCUUCGGCUUCUCCAGGAGGAAGAGCGGGAUAUAAAUAGAAUAAAUAAAAAUAAUAAGAAAUAAUAAAGUGAGACUUUGAUUCUCCGAAGGAGAGACCAUAUGGAAAUGUAUCUCCCCACAAAAUGGGUUUUGCCAUGCAGUUCAAUGAUUGGGUUUACACAGUGCUAUUUUUCUAGAAAAAGAGGUGCCAGAACUCACCAUGACCGCCUCCCUUGUUCUCUUAUAAUGGCAAUGGCAGCCACCUUAGAGGUGCCAGAACUGAGUUCCAGUGAGUUCUGGCUGGAAAAAAAAGCCCUGGGUUUAUAUGCAUAGCAGGGAUUAGGAUAGAGGGACCUAAGCUGAGAAGUAGACCAGAAAUCCAUUCAUAAUGAAAAUCUGUUAGAAUGGAGUUGCCAAACCUCCCAGUGACUGGGCAUUAGCUUUCCAUAUGAAUGCCUGGUGCUUUGAGACAAGACCCAUAGCUCUAGAGAGGAGUUGUCACUCACUGAUAAACUUUAAAGCAUUAACAUUCCAGCCCAGAGGGAAGGGUGAUGCAGCCUUCAAAACAAGCCAGUAUAUCACCUCUGAUUCUUUCUUGUAUAAUGUGCCUCUUAGGAAUGCUUUUGGAGAAAAAGCAUGCUGCCUUGGAUUGCCACCAUAGCCUUAUGUUGCCAUUUGAUAGAAACACGAAAAAGCACAUCUGUCGAAUUAGACAUGUGGGUUUGCUCCUGGCAUUAUGUUCCUUUGAAAAUGAAGCCCUAACAUUGAAGCAUCUUUCUUUUCUCAACCUCUAGUCUUUCCUUCCGUGAGUUGAUGCCAACCUUUCUUCUUCCAAUCUUCACUAUCUGCUGAUUUUAUAUAAGCAGCAUGUGAUUCCUUCCUUCCUUCCUUCCUUCCUUCCUUCCUUCCUUCCUUCCUUCCUUCCUUCCUUCCAGUAAACCUUUCCUGAUUGCACAUGUUGCCGUCUGCCAAAAACUGCCAAUGACACCAAACUAGAUGUGGUGGUGGAGAACCAGGACUGGAUCAUCAGUUUCUUAAAAUUUUGACAAAUAGGAGCUGCAGGUGUUUGUGUCCAAAAUCUAAAUGGGGGUCCACCCUUGACUCCAGUUGCUAUUUGCCAUUAGGGAAAAAGUAAAUGUGCACAGGCUGCAUCCAUAAAGGGGCAAUAAAAGCAACUUGAAUGGCUUAAUUCAGUGGGAAAAUAGCACAAGUAUUAACUUUUCAGGUAGUUGGCUGCUAUUUGUCAGUUUUUAAGAGGCAUAUCUCUGCUGCCUUGUCUAGUUUGGCCCUGCUUAUUAUAGAAGUGCCCUUUGCUGGGUUGUGGCAUAGGAUAAAAAACACCACUACCCCUGCGCUUAUUAUUAAGAGAGGAUGGAAAGGCUGGAGGCAGAGGAGUGUUUGGCUCCCCCAUGGAUGAAAACUCUGGACAUACAGUAUUCUCUUGCGUGUGAAUUUUUUGAUGGGGAUAACCAUACUGUAAAAAAAACACAAAGAAACCAUAAUGUGAGUGUUGAAUAAAUAACAGUAGGUGAAGCAAACUGUGUGUGCAUCUUUUUAUCUUUUCCACCAUUCUGUUAAUUUUCCUUCUUCUCUUGCUUCAUACCAUACACCCUGCUCCCCAACAAACACAUAUGUUCAUUGAGUGUGUGAGGAGGUAGGGCGAUUGUGUCCAUGGCCAUGAUCCUUUGGCAGACAUACAUGCAUCACUAGCAAGAAAGGGCUCCUUUCUGUGGAUGGUUUUGCCACCAGUCCUUCUGACCUGAGCAGGCUCUCUGAGAAGUUUGGAAAGCAGUAUUUUCUGAUGUUCACAUUUGGAAUGGCAUGAUACCAUGGGCGGAACUGGAAUUCAACAUAUCAUUAAGUGAGGUAUGCACACGGGGAACAAGGUCUGCUGAUGCAAUGGGACUUCCCCCUUCUACCCCUGUGCACUCCUUGAAAUUGUUCUGUGGUCCCCCCCCAACUACCUAGAGCAGAUUUAGGGGGUGUGGGGGCACACAUGGGGGGAAGAGAGAGAGGAAAGCCCUAUUGUAUGAGCUGACCUUAUUGCACGCAUGCAGCAACUUAGUUGAAUCCCAUCCCACUCAAAUUUCAUGUGGGUUUGAAGCUGCUUGUGCCUUUGUUUGUUUGUUUGUUUGUUGAGGUGUUCACACAACACCCUCCUCAACUUAGUGGCAGCCUGCAGUUUCCCUCCGCUAAAUUUUGAUUUUCCCAAUUGUAGGAUAAUCUGAUAAAGGAAUAAAAUCUAAUAUAAAAUUGCAUGUCACCUGACUGGACACACUGAAGUGCAUUGCAUGGGUGUGUUUUCCUAAUAAAUACGUGUCCAAAAAGA
Podarcis raffonei (Aeolian wall lizard) is the source of this 5593-nucleotide messenger RNA. RefSeq names its product acyl-CoA (8-3)-desaturase-like. Gene Ontology annotation, biological process: lipid metabolic process. The coding region runs from base 124 to 1443 and encodes 439 amino acids. NCBI's taxonomy places the organism in Eukaryota, Metazoa, Chordata, Lepidosauria, Squamata, Lacertidae. The record is from RefSeq and is a predicted model, not a curated record. Gene Ontology annotation, molecular function: oxidoreductase activity, acting on paired donors, with oxidation of a pair of donors resulting in the reduction of molecular oxygen to two molecules of water. The transcript is spliced from 12 exons. Gene Ontology annotation, cellular component: membrane.